Messenger RNA from Poecilia latipinna (sailfin molly), 2891 nucleotides. It is a transcript of the gene wdr20a, whose product is annotated as WD repeat domain 20a. The record is from RefSeq and is a predicted model, not a curated record. Lineage: Eukaryota; Metazoa; Chordata; Actinopteri; Cyprinodontiformes; Poeciliidae. Gene Ontology annotation, molecular function: protein binding. The coding region runs from base 25 to 1812 and encodes 595 amino acids. The transcript has 3 exons.
AUCCGGCCUGGGGGAAAGGGAUGAAUGUUAAUUUCAAAGAUGGCGGCGGAGGGAGGAGGGAAGGAGAUGAACGAAAUUAAAACUCAGUUCACCACUCGGGAAGGCGUCUACAAACUCCUCACUCACUCCGAAUACAGCCGUCCCAACAGGGUGCCUUUCAACUCGCAAGGUUCCAACCCCGUCAAGGUCUCCUUCGUGAACGUCAACGACCAGUCGGGUAACGGCGACAGGAUCUGUUUCAAUGUGGGCCGUGAGCUCUACUUCUACAUCUACAAAGGGGUUAGAAAGGCUGCCGACUUGAGCAAACCGAUAGACAAGCGCAUUUACAAAGGGACGCAGCCCACGUGCCAUGACUUCAACCACCUCACGGCCACGGCGGAGAGCGUCUCCCUGCUGGUGGGCUUCUCUGCUGGACAGGUGCAGCUCAUCGACCCCAUCAAGAAGGAGACGAGCAAACUGUUCAACGAGGAGAGGUUGAUCGAUAAAUCCCGGGUGACGUGUGUGAAGUGGGUUCCGGGCUCAGAGAGCCUGUUCCUGGUGUCGCACGCCAGCGGCAGCAUGUACCUGUACAACGUGGAGCACACCUGCGGUACGGCGGCGCCGCACUACCAGCUGCUGAAGCAGGGCGAUAGCUACUCCGUCCACACCUGCAAGAGCAAAUCCACGCGCAACCCGCUGCUGAAGUGGAGCGUCGGCGACGGCGCGCUCAACGAGUUCGCCUUCUCGCCUGAUGGGAAGUUCCUGGCCUGCGUGAGCCAGGACGGCUUCCUGCGCGUCUUCAACUUCGACGCGGUGGAGCUGCACGGCACCAUGAAGAGCUACUUCGGCGGCCUGCUGUGCGUGUGCUGGAGCCCCGACGGGAAGUACAUCGUGGCGGGCGGCGAGGACGACCUGGUCACCGUCUGGUCCUUCCUGGACUGCCGCGUCAUCGCCCGCGGACACGGCCACAAGUCGUGGGUGAGCGUGGUGGCGUUCGACCACUACACCACCAGCGUGGAGGAGAGCGACCCCAUGGAGUUCAGCGGCAGCGACGAGGACUUCCAGGACCAGGUGGUCCAGUUCGGGCGGGACCGCGCCAACAGCACGCAGUCCCGCCUCUCCAAGCGCAACUCCACGGACAGCCGGCCCGUCAGUGUGACGUACCGCUUCGGCUCGGUGGGCCAGGACACGCAGCUGUGCCUGUGGGACCUCACCGAGGACAUCCUGUUCCCCCACCUGCCCCUGUCUAGGACUCGCACGCACACCAACGUGAUGAACGCCACCGGGCCGCCCGCCGGCGCCGCCAUCAUCUCCUCCAGCAACACUACGAACGGAAACAACGGCAGUGCCAACACACCGGGCGUCACCACGCUGCCGCGCUCCAACAGCCUGCCGCACUCGGCCGGCACCGCCAACAGCACCGCCAAGACCUCCGGUACCGGCGGCGGCACCGGCAGCACUGGCGGCGGCAUCAUGGACAGCGCCAUCGCCACCGGCGUCAGCAAGUUCGCCACGCUCUCCCUGCACGACCGCAAGGAGCGGCACCACGACAAGGACCACAAACGCAACCACAGCAUGGGUCACAUCAGCAGCAAGAGCAGCGACAAGCUCAACCUGCUGAGCAAGAGCAAAACGGACCCGGCCAAGACGCUGGGCACGCUGCUGUGCCCGCGCAUGGAGGACGUGCCGCUCCUCGAGCCGCUCAUCUGUAAGAAAAUAGCACACGAGAGGCUGACUGUACUCAUAUUUUUAGAGGACUGUUUAGUGACUGCUUGUCAGGAGGGAUUUAUUUGCACAUGGGCGAGGCCAGGCAAAGUGGUAAGUUCUUUCUAACAGGAAGUGUGGGGAGGUUGGAGUGCUGACUUCCUGUCUGUCCUUCUCAAACUGCUUCUUUUGGAUUCUCUGGUUUUUAAUAGCAACGUUUUUAUUUGGCAGGCAGCCAGGUCGUCCGGUGAAACUUAAAUGUGCAACUGCUUUCAUAGGAAGCGUUUAAAAUGCAAUGAAAACGUCACAAAAAUCAUUAAACGGGAUGAAAUUUGUCGAGUUGCCUGAAAAUCCUCAUGUUCAGAACGUGGCUCCUUUAUUUUAUUUUAUUUGUUUUCAAAGUUUUCAAUUCGAAUCUAUUCCAAAACAUUGCAUCUUUUCUGUUUCUACUGUUUCUACAAGAAAAAAACAGAAGACCAACAUUUUUCUUCACAUUUUCAUCUUUUUGUUUUUACUCCCCUUCAGUUUGGACACAAAAAUAAAUGUAUGUUUAAAGAUUCGUAUAGAAAUAUUACACAGCAAGUGUUAAAAGUGAUCAGGUUGCUGCUCUUCUAAAGAUGCCCACAGAAAUGUGAUGCAUAGACAUUUUUUAAAAUAUGCAAACGCCAAAAUUAACUUCAGGUUUAAACUUCAAAUUUACAGAUUAGUUUUAAUUUCAGGAAAUGUUUUAUUUAUUUUUGUCCAAUGUGUGCAGAUCGGUGGAUAUUCGGUUCACGGAGGUGAAAUGGAAAUCGCCUCCGAUUUGAAUAAACAGGAGAAAAAACUCCAAAUUCAACUCAAACUCUAGUCAUAUUUUAUACCAAAACAGCCAAAGUUUUACCAAAGUAGCAUUCAUAAAUGUUCAGGGAUCCAGAGGAAGACGAGUAAAGAUUCCUCUGCUUUCGUCACGUUAUUGAGUGUUGGAUAAAAACUCAGCUCAGAAAUCAGAAAGUUUGGCAGGUUGGCUAAACUGAGGCCAAUAUUUAUCAGAAAUCUCACCGUCAUUUAAAGCUGUUUGUAUUUAUUAAGUGACAGCAGAGAAAACCUAAAUUAAUAUCCUGAUCUGCAUAAAGAAUAUUUAAUCUCUAAGGAUGAUAAAUAAAUUCGUCUGACCUGGUUGGUUUGCUUUAAAACGUCUGAAAUGCCAUCAAUAAAAACGUUUAUUUUGA